Ectocarpus siliculosus is the source of this 1305-nucleotide messenger RNA. NCBI's taxonomy places the organism in Eukaryota, Phaeophyceae, Ectocarpales, Ectocarpaceae. The record is from the annotation of a GenBank genome assembly.
AUGUCGGAGUUUGAGGCGGAGCGUGGGAACUCCACUGAACCAGAACACUUACAGGGGGUGGGCAUGAUGCCAGCAAUACCACAGCCUGAUGCUGGUGCUGCUACAGAGAGCGUGGGAGAGAUAGAAGCGCAAGGUGAAGCACAUGACGGAGGUGGGGCUGAGGGGAAGGGACAAGCAGCAGGAGACAUUUCGAAGGAGGCGCCAACCGCUUCAGUGGAGACGGGGGGGCAAGAAGAAGAGCACACGACGUGUCUAACCGAGGGCCAUGAAUCUUGCUCUGGUGCCGCUGGCAUGAAGGAGGGAGGAGAGGCACAUGACCACCACCACGGCCACGGCUGCAGCCACGAAGGCCACGACCAUGACCACGAGAUGGUGGAGUCCCACGUGGGUACGCUGGAGCUAGUGAGGCCGGGAGAUGUGGUGGAGCUGGUGGAAGGGAUGCAAGAUCUGUACAUCAUGGGCACGGUAGACGGGUUCCAGAAGGUCACCAAGAUGGACGGGCUGCAAGACAUGUCAUCCCUCACGGAAAUGACCCUGCAGUCGUGCCUCAUCGCGAAGAUGGAGGGGCUCGAAGGCCUGACGUCCCUCACACGGCUCACACUGUACGACAACCAGAUACUCUCGCUCAACAUCCCGCCGAGCCUCAGCGGCCUCACCUACCUCGACAUGUCGUACAACCUCGUCAAGAGCACGGCGCCCAUCGCAGGCUGCCCUUUGCUGGACGAGGCUUUCGUGGCGCAAAAUCGCGUUCGCGCCAUCGAGGGGUUUGAAGGCCUCACUCGCCUGCGAAAGCUUGACCUAGGGGCAAACCGAAUCAGGGCGAUAACCGGGCUAGAGGCGUGCACUUUGCUGGAGGAGCUGUGGCUUGGCAAGAACAAGAUCACCCAGAUCGGUGGCAUCUCCACGCUAGUAAGACUGAAGAGGCUCGACGUCCAGAGCAAUAGGCUGACCGCCAUCGAAGGGCUGGAGGGACUGACGGAGCUGAGGGAGCUCUACCUCUCGCACAACGUCAUCGAGAAUGCCCACGGACUCGAGUCGCAGGUUAACCUGGACACGCUGGACCUGUCGAGGAACAAGAUCGACAGCUUCGACGGCCUCCAGCACCUCGGUCAGCUCACAGACCUUUGGAUGAGCGGCAACCUCAUCUCCACGUUCGAGUCCGUGGAUGCCCUCAAGCCCCUGGGGAGCCUGACGUGCCUGUACCUCGAGCAUAACCCCCUGUACACGGACUUCGAGUACCGCAAGAGGCUGGCGGUCGUGCUGCCGACGCUAACCCAGAUCGAUGCCACGGCCGUCGCUCGCUGA